AACGAUAACCACAAAACUGGUAAAAAUAACUUUUAAAAAACUUGAAAAGCACCUGCCUGGAUGAACUGGUCAGCGGAAACUCUAAAAAAGUGGUUAUUUUUAGAAGCAUGCAUCGCCGUUUGUUGUAGUUAUUACGGAAAGAAACAGGUUUUCCACUUUGUAGAUGACCACUGUCUUUGUUGGAGUUUCUUUCAGUGAUUUGAACUGCGGAGUCUCGAAAGAAGUUUCAUUGACUGGUGUUACCGUUUUCAUAUUUCCAUGUUGUUCAACACGUCUUUGUUGCCAAGUUCGCCAAAUACGACAACAACUUCGCCAACCCCCAUUUUAAACGAACUUUCUCCAGUUGCAGUCGAUGAGCAGAUUUUCUUCCAAACCGCCGCUGCUCGCGGAAUUUCGGGUAUCUUUGUGUGGUUAUCUUUAAUUAUAACCUGCCAUCAGGUGAGGAAUAGUUAAAUUUGAAAGAAAAGUAUUUACAAGAUACACGAAACGAAAGUGUACAUUGAAUUCCUACGCGAACUAGCGGUUGUAUUUGUAAUAUGGUUUUGCCGAUUUCUCCUCUCAUAUCGGAACCAAUUUUUCUAAGUCAAAAAAUCUUGGACUCAAAAUCUGCCCAUUUUAUUACAGCAAGACCCAAACUUCAAACUCCAACUUGCAUCAAUGUACAAGUUUGGAAGGGGCAUGACCUAUUGUUGUUUUCAUGUCUUUUCUCAUCACUAGGAGUGACUCUCAACUCCUCUACAAUGUUGGGAAGACUCUUGAAAUCCAUUUUUACGUUAGAUUUGUUGUUUUCUAUUAGAAAAUUUUAGGCUUUAUUUAGAUCUUUGUUUAGAUCGUCUGUAGUCGCAGCGAGUUUUGACAACUGAUAAAUUUCAAACCAAUUUCCUUUCUACAAUCACCCGCAGUGAGUAGUGAAACUUCAGUUACGUUAUUUCAUAUGUCGCGAACGAUUCUGUUUAAAGAGAGUACAGCUGCAUGUGCUUGCAACAUAGAUCAUUUGAAAGGUAAAAAUAUAAAACGACUAUCAAAGAUAAAUUAUCGGUGAUUUUUUGAGGAUGAAUCGUACAACUGAGAAACGUUUAUCUGACACUCAAAUCAAUGUAAUAAAUAUUUCCUCUUCAAACUAUGACAUUGUAUUUCUUGUAUUACUAAGAAUAAAAUUAUGAUUAAGUAUUGCAUGCCAGGAUUGCUGGUUGUCACAGAUAGCUUGUGAAUGGCAAAGACAGCUUGUAAAUAAGGUCUUUCAUUUUCAGUAAUUAAAAUUGACAUUAAUGAAAAUCCCUUUAGAAGAGAAGUAUUCUCCGGAAACCAUAUGCUUUGAUUCAUCUCUAAUGUUAGUGAAUAUAUUCAAAUACUAACUACUUACUGCAUUUUGAGAUUUCCAAAAGAUAACCUAUUCCUUUGAAAAUUGUCUUUUAAAAUUGUGCAGGAAGUGUGUUUUGUUUAUGAUUGUAGGUUGAUGUUUUAACUCAUUCUAUCUUGCAGAUUUAUCAACAUUUAAGGUAUUACACUAACCCAAAUGAGCAGAGGUGGAUUGUGAGAAUCCUGUUUAUUGUUCCUAUCUAUGCAUUUGAUUCCUGGUUGAGCUUGUUAUUUUUUGAACAGUCAUAUUAUGUCUACUUUGACAGUAUCAGGGAUUGUUAUGAAGGUACUUAACAUUUUUUAAUUUAUCUUACCAAUGUAAUGCCAGCUUCUGAAAACAAUAGCUUAUCAAAACACACCAUAGAAUGAAUAACUGUCUUAAUACUUCCAAACAUGACAACAAAGAUGUAACAGUCUAAACUAUGGAAAAAUGUAUGUUCUUUGAUCAUGUUCCUUUUUUUUUGGUGGAAUGAAAAUCAUGAUCUUUACUUGUUAUUGUAUAUUAUCCCUAUGAUAAAAUCAAGUGAAUUGUAGACUACUCACUGAGCCUGCAUGUUGAGAAUAUGAAGUAAUUGGGUCAGUCUUUAACCCUUAAACUCCCAAGAUCCAAUUGUCAAUUCUCCCUUCUAGCUACUACACAUUUCUUUGUAAGUUAGUUGUGAGGAUUUUAUGGUAGAUCAAGAAAACGACUUCUACCCAAUAAGUUUGGGUAUUCUCAUUACCUGUUUGCUGGAUAAUGAAUGGAUAUUAUAGGGAGAAGUUACAUGUUAAUCACUUCUGGGAGUUAAAGGGUUAAAGAAACUGUGGUGCUGCAUCAGUAGGGGAUAUAACAAGAUUUCAUCAGAGAUUGCAAUUGUGACAUGCAUUCUGCGUGUGGCCAGGAUAGGCAAUGUUGAAAGCAUUGAUUGAUUUAAUAGAGAAAGAUAGAUGCUGAUUGAGCUCUGUCAUGGGAAGAGUUAAAAUUGACACCUGAUAAAUAUUCUUUGGUCACUAGUGCAGUAGCAUUUUAUUUUGUUAUAUUUGGUGUCCUUGAGAAACUUACUUAGGAAAACCACAUAGCAACCAUCUUUUGCCUUUUACAGAGUGAUUUUAACAAGAUAUACACAAUCCUUAUAAAAAGGAGUGCAAACAUCUCACAAAGCAGCCCUGUUAUUGUCAUAAUUGAUGUAAAUAACUGUUAAGAGCUCAUUACUUUAGGAAGAACGUACAGUUUUCUAUAUUUAAUUUCUGUCUUGGGUAAAAAUGUUGAUUGCCAAAAUCUUCUGACCAGAAUAGAAAAUGAUUGUCAGCUAAGGGGUAACAUGAAGGUGGUUGUGAAUAGAAUUUCCUUUGGCUUUUGUGGUGUGGCUGUUAUUCCAGUCUUUUGAAAUUGGUUGUCUUUUUUUUUCAGCAUUUGUUAUCUACAACUUCUUGAGUUUGUGUUACGAAUAUUUGGGAGGUGAGAUGUCAAUCCUAAGUGAGAUAAGAGGACGACCAAUCAAGUAAGUGAAUCAUCACAGACUGGCAGAUUUUACAUAAAUUGUUGGCCUUGUGGUAUUUUUUAGCCACAAGAGUAUAUUAUUAGGGAUACUAAAUUUGUCUGUAUGUUGCCUUAAUUGAUGGCUCAGAAAAUGCCAGUGAUGUUCUUUAAAAGGCAUGCAAAGUAUUUCAUGACAUGCUUUUGGAAUAUUUGAAAUUUCUUAGAGCACGCAAGUCAUAUCAUUCACCAAAAUGAGUGUUGGCACUUAAAUGAACAAAACAUAAUUAUGUGAAUUUGGCAAACAUUUUAACUGUUAUCAUAACAUGAAGCUGUGUAGCAUUAGGUAACUGGAAUAUCAAGGACUGUGAGUGCACUGAACAAGUUGGAAUGUUACUUAAUCACAUUGCCUAAACUUUUUUUAGCUCUUAAUCAUUGUUUGUCUUUUCAAUAGAUAAGCUGCUUUUACUGGAAUUUUUCCAUGAGUUCUUUUUCAUGAUCCUCUUUUUUUUUUCAGAGCCAGUUGGUUAUGGUGCACAUGUUGUUUAACAGGAUGUCAAUAUACAAUAGUGUUCUUAAGAUUCUGUAAACAGGUGAGGUCUGAUAUAUCACCUUAGAUAAAAUGUCCUAAGUUGUUGUUUUUUUUAAAUUUUAUUUCUAAUUUUGUUGCACUGUUAGGAAAAUAUAGAUAUAACAAUUAUAAAAAUUAUAACAAACAAGAAAUAUGAUUGAUAGAUUUCUUGCCUUCUUUACCUUUGACUUUGGAAGAAAUAGUCACUGUAGUUGCGAUUAGAUGUGAUGGGUUACUAAUGAAAGUUCUCUGGCUUCAAGGAAUUGAGAGAUUUAUUUCUCUUCUUUUAUCCUGAAGCUUAGUAUUCUGAGAUACAGAAUUAAGACACCCUUUUUGUCUUCUUUUUGGCACUACUGAAUGCAAAAUUCAAUUUCAUUUCUUUUUUUGUAUCAAUGAUACCUAGAUUUCGGUACCCUUUUUUUUUUUUGACACUCACGGGUGAACUUGUGCUUACAGAUAUCAUUGAAAAUUCUUACCAUGGUAGUUGUUAGGAGAAGCCCUCUUGCUUUUGGAGCUUCUCUCUGACAGGGUAGGAGCUGGUAAAGUUACCACCUGGAUUUUUAAGGGGACUCGUGUUAAUUGCUCUUCAGUGAUUGUUGUUGUUGUUAGUUUUUUUUUUUUCUGCAUGCUACUUUUGAAACUUAGAUUAGAACCAGGUACAUGUUCUAUAUGCUGUCAGUUUGUAUCGGCCUAACAACAAAAUGAUGUGAUUUCAUGAUUGACUCAUGUCCCUCCAGGCCACUCUUCAGUACUGUGUCAUAAAACCCAUCAUGGCAGUCAUUACACUCAUUCUUCAGCCACUUGGUUACUACUCUGAUGGAGACUGGAGGUAAUCACAGUCAUGUGACUGUAUUUGUCUUAUAUUUUAGGUUUGAUUUAAAUUACAAAAAAAGAAACUGUUUGAUAAAAGUGUUCUGUUAACAAUUCCUUAGAUCUUUGUCCCAAAAAUUGAUAUUGCUAAGAUAAAUAUUGUUUAAAAUAGCACACUUUUGUAACCAGUAUACUUAAAUAUAACUAGCUUUUGCAUCAGGCAUUCAAAUUGCCACCAAGUUGAAGGGGAAGCUGUUUAACCACUGACGUGGGUGUGAUGCUUCCAAACACCCACCUCCUAUUCCAUUUAUCAGGGUGCCUGCUUUGUGUGUUUUUAAAAUCCUUCCUAGUACUAAGAUGGGCAAAUUGAUUAGUGAACAGGCAUAGAUUUUUUGUUGAUAUGAAAAGAAAUAAAAGAAAAAAGUUGAAAUAAAAGAUAUUUCACCAAGAAGUAUCAUGUUAGGGUUGUGUGAUUAUGAGCUUAUGGUCAUUUGUGUUAGUAAUUAGUACCAUCACCAUCUGGUAUUCAGAGUAUGAGACUCACUCAAAUAUCUCUUGGUUGUAGGCUUUUUUACUAAGGGUGAAUAAAUGGUGAACUAUUAAUCUGCUUAGGAAGUACAUCAGUCCAGUAGAUUAAUCAUGUUUAGAUUAUUAAACUGUUUUUAUUGUUGUAUUUCAGAGCUGACCGUGGCUAUCUGUAUAUCACAAUAGUGUACAACAUCACAGUAUCACUGGCUCUGUAUGCAUUGUUUCUGUUCUAUCAAGCCACACGAGAUCUUCUUAGUCCUUACUAUCCUGUGCUGAAGUUUUUUACCAUAAAGUCAGUUAUUUUUCUUUCUUUUUGGCAAGGUAAGAGUAAUUUCUAUCAACGCCUUUUAAAAGUAUAUCUGGAUGACCGUGUUUUAAGAUUCAAAGAUUUAUUAGCCUUAACUAAAUUAUCGACAAUGAAUGCCGCCAUUUUGAAUCUUGCUGAGCAACCUGGCCGCACAUAUCUGACGUAAUUAAGUCACAGUCCUCUUUUUCCAUCCAUGGGCGAUCUGUUUGAACUUUACACAGCCAUACAGAAGUGAUUCUUGCCAGAGAAAAAAAAAAGACAACAAAAACGAUGUUGUACAAAAUUUUUGUUUCCUCAGGUGUUCUACUAGCUGUGCUAGAAAAGGCGGGAGCCAUCAGAACAUAUCGUGACUUAUCCGCUGGCACAAUUGCUGCCGGAUAUCAGAACUUUGUGGUCUGCAUAGAAAUGUUCUUCGCUGCCAUUGCUCUCAGGCACGCCUUCCCUUACUCGAUUUAUCGCCAUCAGAGAAAACUUGACGAGCGAGGGCAAGGAAUCGCGUUGAAAAGUAUCUCUAGAAAUCUAAGACAAACGAUAAAUCCUAAAGACAUUGUAGAUGAUGCGAUUCACAACUUCUCCAGAUCUUAUCAGCAUUACGCAAACGCGCAGAAUCUAAAAACUUUCAACGAGGAAAGCACUGUGCAAGCGAAUUCUGUAACUUCAUAUCGAAGUACUGUUGUGGAAAACUUGGAUUCAAUUAAACCUGGAAUGCAAAUCACAGUUCUUGAUGGCCAUGGAUACAGAUACGAUAAUGAGAAUUCCACGCUACUUGCGUCUGACGAGGAAUUUUAGUAUUUGUUACCUCUUAACUGUGGUAUUCGGCAAGCACCAAAAUGAAAAGAAAAAGAAGAAAGAAAAGAAGAGAGGAGAACGAAGAAAAAAAGAAGAACAUUUUAAGUAAAAUUUGACUUGGAAAAAUAUGAGGAAAUGGAGAGUGAAGCCAAUCUUUUGGCGAGGUUUGAGGAUUCGAGUACGCCUUGGCCAUCCUUGUUUAAUACGAUGAACAAGACGUAUUGAGUAAGAAAAGAAAAAAGCGGUCUGAAAAUUAAUGAACCUCCUGAUUCAGGGGGCUCAUGAGCAAAAAAAAAAAAUGGAUUGCGGUUCGCAAGCGUUUAUUUUCGUCCCAUUCAAAAGAGAAGGUUAAUACUGUCUUUUUGUAACAACAUCUAGAAGACCUAUAGCAUGAUAUCCUUAACUCGAUAAUCUGAGGUGAGAGCACCUUUUUUGUUUACUACAAAGAAUUGAACCGUUCGAACAAAAAAGGCUUUAAGGCAGUCUUCUCUCUGAUAAAAAAUAAAGUGUGGACUUGGGAAACAUUUUCACAAUCUAAGUUUCUUGCGUAAACUUUUAACUGUUGUAGAUGAUUCCAUCCGAUCAUAAUUAUUUUGUUUCGUUAAAUAUGUAUGAUUAUUGAUGGUUAAUUACAACUCCAUCCAGACUAUUCCAUUAAGAUCUAAAAAAAAUAGUGAACAGAAUCAGUUGUAAUAAAGUGAUGAAUGAAAAAUUUCUCCGCAACCAGCGAGCAAGCAAAGUAUCUAAAAUUUUUGCAGUUUAGUUUUUUCUCCGAAACUAACUUGUUUUGUAAAUAUGACAGAUUGAAUCUGUAGAUGUAAUGUUUGUUUGUUUACGUUACUUAAGAUUGAAACUAGUUUGUUAUAUUGUUUACACCAGAAAUCUACUUUUAGUGAUGAUAUUGUAAGUCAGAAGACGCGAGUGCUUAAGUUUGCAGCGUAAAAAAUAAUUUAAGGCAGUUUUUAAGACAUUCAUUGCUUUGUCAUUCAUCUUGCUCGGUAUAAAUGAUGUGCGUUUUGGCUAAGCAUCAAAUGUCUUUUGUACAUUUUGUCUCAAACAUUUAAAUUGUAAAUUUAUUUUAAAGCUAUUGUUAUUUAUUCAUACCAGUACCAUUCAAUUCAUUUAUGUAGAUGUAUUUUUCCGCUCAGAAAAGUUGAUGUAAAUAUUGCUUUCAUUGUAACUGAAUAAAAAUAACUAAGUGUUUU
Messenger RNA from Pocillopora meandrina, 7025 nucleotides. The record is from the annotation of a GenBank genome assembly. NCBI's taxonomy places the organism in Eukaryota, Metazoa, Cnidaria, Anthozoa, Scleractinia, Pocilloporidae.